This is a messenger RNA of Lucilia cuprina (Australian sheep blowfly), 887 nucleotides long. RefSeq lists its product as uncharacterized. The record is from RefSeq and is a predicted model, not a curated record. Lineage: Eukaryota; Metazoa; Arthropoda; Insecta; Diptera; Calliphoridae. The transcript has a single exon. The annotation marks the transcript as partial.
AUGUGGUCGAAAAUAAACAAACCUAACCUCACACAACCAUCUCAAACACCAAGAGACGCAUCAGGUAAUGUUCUCAAGCUAAUUGGACAGUGUAAAGCAGAGGUAAUGUUUAAAGAAAAGCUAAUAAUAGCAACACUUUUCGUGACAAGCCUCAACCAUUUGAAUAUUAUGGGUGCAGAUGUAAUGGACCAACUUGGUAUUUGGAGUUAUCCAAUCGAAUCAAUUUGCAACAACAUCAGUGUUUCGGAAGUGCAGGAAAUCAAAAAUAAAUUUCCGAAAGUUUUCGCCAUGCAGCCCGGACAUUGUUCUACUUUCAAAGUAAAUUUAAAAGUGAAGGUCGAUGCCAAACCAGUAUUUAAACCAAAACGACCGGUGGCUUAUGCAGCAGUCCAACAAGUAGAUGAUGAACUUCAACGACUGGAACAGGCCAAUAUCAUUACACCUGUAAAUUACUCCAGAUGGGCUGCACCUAUUGUUGUUGUUAAAAGGGCUAACGGGAAAGUUCGGUUAUGCGGUGAUUAUUCUACCGGUUUAAACGAAUGCAUGGAAAUACACACCUAUCCACUUCCAUUGCCUGAUGAUAUUUUUGUUAACUUCAACAACUGCAAAAUCUUCACAAGGAUAGAUUUAACUGACGCAUACAUGCAAAUUGAGGUAGACGAUUCUACAAAAGAGAUGCUCACCAUCAAUACACACAGAGGUCUUUUUACAUUCAACCGACUUGCACCUGGGGUCAAGUCCGCUCCUGGCGCGUUUCAACAGGCAAUUGAUACAAUUCUAUCUGGUGUUCAAUAUGCCUAUCCGUAUCUCGAUGACGUCAUCAUAGCAACGCCGUCAAUGGAACAAAAUAAAAAAGCAGUCUAUGAAGUGUUUUCACGUUUUGAAAG